AAGCUCUACAAGCUCCGGCGCCCGCAAACCCGCAAUUGCACGUCCACGCAAUCCAUACGACCCCUCGGAACACUCCGCCUAGAUCAACGCAUUUCGCAAUGGCAAUGGCGACCCCCACCGAACCCAGCAUACCGCCCGCAACCAGCCUCCCCAGCAAAAAGCUGCCCUCGAAUCCCACACCACUCUCCGCGCCGCAGGAACAGCAAGUCCGCGACCUGUACUACAAAAACGUGCGCUCGAAAUGCGCUUCAGAAAUCGCAGCCUUUGCAACCUGCGCAACCGGCCGAACCUUCACAAUGGCGUGGGCGUGUAGACAGCAGAAACUCGCGAUGAACAACUGCAUGAUCCAGUACCAGAACCAGGAGGAGUUUGACAAGGCGCGGGCGGAGUGGUUCCAGUUGGCGGGGGAGAGGAAGAGGCAGAGAGAAGAGAUGGAGCGUAAGAUAGAGGAGGGGAGACGGAAGCAUAAGGAGUGGUGGGGGCUGGAUGAGGAGGGGAAGUUGCAGGGGAAGAGGGUGGAGGUGCAUGAGGAGGAGUUGAAGAAGAGGUAGCGAAGAUAGUGGGUGAUAUAAUAUCGGGAUCGAGCGAAUCUAGGUUUUCCCCGGACGAGGUCACAAAGGAAGAGGGGAGAAGGGAAUGAAAAGAGGAGGUUGAUUUCGAUUGGAUUGCAUUGGCAUGGCGUAUUUGGAUGGGAUGUAUAGCACGAGCGUUCCGCGGGCUUUUCGCAUGAGCGCGCUGUAUUACUAGAGACGCUUUUUGCGACGAGCAAAAAUAUUGUUGUACGAUAUUCGAGACCUUUUGAGCAUCUAGGAAGUAGACGCUUGGUAUGGAAAAAGAAUUCAGCUCUGGUAUACCCCC
Trematosphaeria pertusa is the source of this 858-nucleotide messenger RNA. RefSeq lists its product as uncharacterized. Lineage: Eukaryota; Fungi; Ascomycota; Dothideomycetes; Pleosporales; Trematosphaeriaceae. The transcript has 2 exons. Gene Ontology annotation, cellular component: mitochondrion. The coding region runs from base 99 to 551 and encodes 150 amino acids. The record is from RefSeq and is a predicted model, not a curated record.